AUGUCAAUAGUGAAAAGGCAAUUUUCUAAUGGGAGAAUGAAAUCAGAUGCUGAUGUUUUUAAAUAGGCAAUUGAGGAAGUAGAGAGAAAAAGACCUGGAUCAGGACAACCUAUGUCGACUGUAAAGUCACCUUUGCCUCCAAGAAAGCCACUCUUUUCAGGAAGUCAAAAAUAAAGAUUGGUUAUCAAUGCCAAUAAUAAUGAGCAGUAAAUUCCUCAACAGAAGAUUAUUAAAUCAAAUUAGAAUAGUUAGCAUUCUUCCAAGGCAUCCCUCAGUAUUACAUAGAAUUAAUAAUAAUUGCUUCAGAUUAAAAGUCCUCAAAAAUAAGCAAAGCCUCCAAUUCGCAUUGACAAAAAGAUCAUUAUUGCAAGACAUGAAUAAAUUGGGAGUUCUGGGAGACCUGCCAUGACUGGAGAUGUUUAGUCAAGAAACAAUAGCAAAUAAAAAGUAUCAAGUGCAGGAACGAACACUAAAUAGUUUAAUUGGACUGAGGUAAUUGACGUACCUUAGCGAGAGUCUUCUUUAAAUAAAAGAAGGUUAGUAUCCAGAGAAAAAUUACAAGCUCUUCCACAAUAAUAUUAGACACAUUAAUAAUAAUCAAUCACUCAAUCCUAUAGAUCAGAAUAAAAUACAUAUCAUGAUUUUGAGCAUCAAUUAACAAAGUCGGUAGAAAAUAAACAACCUCUGUGUUAUACUGAUUUUAGUAUGACUUCUAAAAAGAAUGAUCUAUCAAAGGCUUUGGCUUCAAUCAAACUGGAAAUCAAAUAAGCCUCAUAAGAAGCCAAACAAAAUCAAGUGGAUUCAUACAUGAAUGCCAUUCCAGAGUAGGAGGAUGAUGGAUGUUCUUCAUUGGCAUAGAGUACUCUCUAUUAGUUUAAAUGA
Messenger RNA from Paramecium tetraurelia, 882 nucleotides. RefSeq lists its product as uncharacterized. The transcript is spliced from 4 exons. Lineage: Eukaryota; Ciliophora; Oligohymenophorea; Peniculida; Parameciidae. The record is from RefSeq and is a predicted model, not a curated record.